Seriola dumerili (greater amberjack) is the source of this 1554-nucleotide messenger RNA. It is a transcript of the gene ccdc60, whose product is annotated as coiled-coil domain containing 60. The transcript is spliced from 3 exons. Bases 96 to 452 code for a protein of 118 amino acids. Lineage: Eukaryota; Metazoa; Chordata; Actinopteri; Carangiformes; Carangidae. The record is from RefSeq and is a predicted model, not a curated record.
UGACCGAAUCCCACCACGCUCCUCAUCAUGUGACCUGCAAGUCCCAAGAGACAGAGGCUCCAAACAGCAACAAUAAAAACAAGCACAGCAACAAUAUGUGGCUGUCCACUCUGCUGAGCAGCCUGCCUGUGGAGGUGUGUGAGGAGCGAGCGGUGGGCCGGGUGCUGCAGAAGCUGAGGGGUUUUGCAGAGCAGCAGACGAUCAGGGUUCGACCUCACGUCUUCCUGAGGGUGUUGGGGGGUCUUGAGCCCUGGGAGCUCUGUCUGCCCGAGCUGUGUGUGGCCAUCCAGAUUGCCAUGCAGCAUGUGGUCCAGAUGCCCCGGGAGGAGUACGAUGUUUGGCUGCGUUCGAGAGUCACUCUGCCCCCGCAGUGCCACCGUGCCGCUCAUACGCCAGGUGAACCGCACUCAGCAGGAAGACCUGAAAGGAAAGUCACAGACGGGGACAAAUAGAUAAAGAGAACACAAGCACACGCACAAAGGUUUUAAAUUAAUUUGAGGCUGAAAUAGCCUUUAAAGUCACUGGGCAAAAAAUCAUGAGUAUAUAUGAAAUUUGCUUCAGAAAAAUCACAUAACAAGUAACAAAAAAAGCUCAACUGAAUGUUAGAAGACUUAUUAUUAUUAUUAUUAAUAUUAUUAUUAUUAUUAUUAUUAUUAUUUGAUAGUUGCCUGAAGAAAAGGAAUAAGGAAUAAUAAUCAAGACUUUUUAUCUGUGUAAGCCUGUGGUUCACACAUGUGCAGGAAGGUAUAAACAUGGAGAUACAGAUAAACAACAAGGGGGAAAUGGGAAGUAAGACUGGUGCAUACCUUUCACUUCUUCCCUUUAUCAAGACAAUCUACAGUCAUUUGUUACAAAGAGCUGCAAAAGGCCUUCCUGGUUUCUUCCCCUGCAAGUCUCCAGUGGUAGCUCACAGGUUAUAUGUUAGAACUCGUUAGUUCUUAAAUCCUAUGCGGUAAAUUAUUCUAUGUUUGUCUUUGCUAAUCAUGCUGACUACUCGGUUCUUCUUUUAUUUUUUCAAAAAACAAAAACCACUGUAGAUGUUCCUUUCACUGUAGACCCACCCCUUCCUCUUUGCAAGGAAAGACCUACUUGACUUAGUGUUCAGCUUUUUAGAACUGGCGAGGUUGAAUCACUAUCACACACAGUGUUACCUGUCUGUAGUACCUGUCUGUAGAGAGCUGCAUUUCUUUGCAUGAAAAUAUCACAGGCCACUAUUUAAAAUAACAUAAGAUAUUUUUUGCAAAAGGACAAACCUUAAACGCGAUGAUACAAACAGUAGGAUGAUGGAUAAACAAGCCAAUAUACGGACACUCAGUUGUGUUGUUGAACCCAGCUAAACACUCAUUUUGACCUUUAACCUUGCUCCGCCUGCUGAUGGAGGGGGAAAUAAAAGUGCCUGACCCCUGACUCUCCGCCCGCUGGAUAAGAAUAAUGAACUUCAGUUCACUUUUUAUUGCCGCCUUCAGCAUUUUGGUGGAAAUGAAAGUGAAUGUGUCUGAAAUCAUUUCUUGAGACUGUGAAUGUAUGAACCUAAUGUGGUUGAGAUGUAUUUGU